UGUUUCUGUUGAACCAGUUAGUUGUGCUUCGAGGGUCUCAAUGGCUUCACACACCCCAAGCAUGUCUGUGCUUGCUUAUUAGGUCAGGGUCAUGGUACCAAUGACGUGCUAUUUUCAGCUCCACAAUUUGGAGCAUUAGUGCGGUUCCUCGAAUGUCCAUGUGAAUUACAGUGAGCUGCUGAGCGGCACUGUGCCCGAUUCCCCAAGAUCCGUGACAGUUAGCACUCCCUAAAUGCGCUAGUGUGAGCCCGACUUUGACGAUGCCGCUUCGAGGCGACCAGGGCGUGUUCGAGCAACCGCGUAUCUCUCGUCGUUGCUGCUAGCAUCAGCACGUCUCCUUAUAGGGUUCCUACGCCAUACGCAGGAGCCAUCCGUCAGUAUUUAUCGAUCUUCCAUAGGCCUUCUGAGUGCAAACUUCGCGGCGUUCUGCUACGACGAGACGUGUCCUGUGACGGCCUUACGAACGCAACGGCAGUCUGAUUAUUUCACUAAAACGCGAUGGGAAGCACGCCACAGGACGUGCUUCAGCUGCAGCAGCUGCUGCAGGAGCUGCAGCGGCAGCAGGGAAACCAGCAGAACCAGCAGCGUCGCCAGCCGGAGCAGCAGCAGCAGCAGCAGCAGCAGCAGCAACGGCAGGCACCACAGGCAUCCCAGUCAGCGCAGCAGCCGCCGCCGCAGCAGCAGCAGCAGCGCGCGUCUCCCCAGGACCAGCAGCUACAGACGGUGUUACACGAGCUCACCUCCCUUCUCGGCGGUGCUGCCGCCUCUAACGCCGCCGCCGGCGGAGUGGCUUCCCCCCAUUCCCCCCUCUCCUCCAUGAACCUUCAGGUGCAGCUCCGCUCCGCGGACGCGUCCGCGCGCACGCCAACCUCCCCCGUGUCCCCCUUUUCCAUGGGCGGAACUGCUUCCCCCGGACUGGACCAGCUUAUCGCCAGCGUCACCCGCGCGGGGCAGCAGGGGCAGCAGGGGCAGUCCCUAGCCAGCCUGGCUGCGGCUCUCGGCGGGCUUGGCGGAGGGCGCGGGGGGGGAAGGGCUGGCGGGGCGGGCGGGGUAGGCGGGGCGGGGGGAGGGGGAGGCGCGGCAAGCGCGGCGGCGAUCGCCGCGGCGUUGGGAGCACUGGCGGCGCCUGGCACGCCCGGAACGCCGAGCACCCCGCCGUCUCCCUCCGUGCAGGACAUAGUCGCGAGGCUACAGCUCCUAGCGGAGCUGCAAGCCGUAACAGGCGUGGCGCAAUCGCCCUCCACCCCUCCGAACCCCCUCCUACAGCAGCAGCAGCAACAGCAGCGGCAGCAGCAGCAGCAGCGGCAGCAGCAACUGGGGCAGCGGUUGCCGCCGCAGCAGCCGCAGCGGCAGCAGACGGACGAGCAGCAACAGCAGCAACAGUUGCUGGAUCAGCUCGUAACCGCGCUCACCGGAGGAGGGGGGGGAGGGGGAGGAGGAGGAGGAGGGGGGGGACGAGGAGGUGCGGGAGGAGGAGGUGCGGGAGGAGGACGUGCGGUAGGAGGAGGAGGAGGAGCAGGAGGAGGAGUGGGUGCGGUUGCGGAUUCCCCGAGACAGAACGCGUUGCUGAAUCAGUUGCUGGGCGCGCUAGGCCAGGCCACAGCACCGCGGGGAACGCCCCCGCAGCCCCGUCCGCGGCAGCAGCAGCAGGCGCAGCUGUCCCCGCUUCAUCCCCCCCGGCCCGGGGGAGGCCCUCCCCCUGCGGCUGCGGCAGCUGCUGCGGCGGCGCUAGCUGCGGCGGCGGGAGGGGGGGAGGGGGACAAGUAUGGCGUGCUGGAUAUGCUGCUGUGCGAGGCUCUGACGGCUAGGCUGCAGGGAAAAAGCCCCUCCGCGCCCCCCAACCCAGCCCCCUUGGAGCGCCGCCAGUCCUCUUCGCGGAACCCCAACUGGAAGGCAGGCGCGGGGGGACCUUCCAAAGGGGGCGUGGGGGGAGGGGGAGGGGAAGGCGCAGGGGGGCUGGGCGGGGGGAAGGGCGGAGCGGAUGAGGGGAUGGGGGUGGGCAUGGGCAGGGCGGAUAGCGCCCCUGAGGCAUCCGCGUUUAGCGCCAGUCAGGAUAGCAGCACAAGACCAGCAGCAGAGGCGGCAGAAGCAGGGGGAGGGGGAGGCGGAGCAGGGGGGGGAGGGGCGGGCGCGGACGGUGCUAGAAAGAGCUUUGGAGGGUCAAAACCCGCCUCCCAGCAGCAAGGGUUUGCGCACUCCCCCGCCUCCCCUGGUCGGGGGCUUGAUCUUCCGCGCUCCCCCACCUCUACCGCCUCCCCUAGGGGCGGAAGUGACUCCCAGGGGGAUCUGCUGCAACAGCUGCUACAGCAGAAGCAGCAGCAGAUGCGCCAGCAGGGGGGGGGGGGGGAGGCGGGGGAGGGGGAACGGGGGCGCUUGGGGGGAGCCAGCAGCGGCAGAUGGGGGGGAAGCAGGCGCAGAGCAGCAGCAGCGGUGGGGGAAUAGGCGGUGGGGGCAGCAGCGGUGGCGGAAAGGGCGCUAUGUCUGUGGAGGAGAAGGUACUUGCGGAGCUGGUAGCAGCGGCGGCGGCGGGGAAGGGGAAGGUGGGGGAGGCGUGGGGGUCGAUUCUCGCGCAGGCGCAAGCAGACCUGGGGAACAUCGAGCUCUCUGAUUCGCUGGGCGUGGAAGGGGGAGCUCCUGGGGGGAAGGGCGGCGGGAGAAACGG
Closterium sp. NIES-67 is the source of this 2662-nucleotide messenger RNA. The record is from the annotation of a GenBank genome assembly. NCBI's taxonomy places the organism in Eukaryota, Viridiplantae, Streptophyta, Zygnematophyceae, Desmidiales, Closteriaceae.